CCGUGACGACCCACCCCUCCCGGAAGAAGCCAUGGCAUGACUUUGUGUUUUUCUUUUGCCAGAGAAGGGAGGGGAGGGGGGAGCCGCCCUCUGAGCCAAUGUCUCCCUUCUUGUACGCCGUCACCUCGCUCUGGUUUCACACCAGCCCGGCCAUGACUGCCUGGGAGCGCAAAGCAAGAAAACAAAAGAGGCGCCCCGGGGCCUUUUUGGCCUGCCUCACCAAGGGCUUUUUUGCUGGUGCCACCGAGCAAGAAACUCACACGCAGCCCCCCUUUGAACCAGUUUCCCGGGCGAGUUUGCGCCGUGCAAAGGAGCAGCCAGCAGCACCAGCAGCAGCAACAGGAGGUAGGAAACAGCGUCGACGCUGCAUCGGUGCAUCGGUGCAUCAAGCCCCAUUUUUUGGUUUUUGAGAUCCCAUCUUGUCUCUCGUGUCGGGAUGCCCCCUGGACGACGGUACAUUUGGUAGCACGGCAACGAUCCAUGUGCUCUUCUUCUUUAACGGCCUAACUCCCCAUUCCCUUCCCCCUCAUCCCGUUCAAAGACGCACCACUUCCAUUCAUUCCACUCCUCCCAGACAGACGACGUGGUGAUUUUUGUCUUGUCCAUCGGGCUGUUGCUGUGUGAAGUAGUCGUCCACCCUUCAUCACCACUAUCCAUCACAUCGUCACGGGCAACAGCAACAUCACCACCAUCGCCUAUCACUGUCCAUAUCGACCAUCACGACGUAACGGACUGCCGUGCUACAGUCGUCCUAUUCGUCCAUCGAUCCGCCCAACGCAUACGUACAUAUAUACGUCCCCAAUUACCGUUCUGCCUUUCUGGACCGUCUCUUCAAACAUCCAUCUCGUUGACCACAGUCGUUUCCCGUUGUCCAUCGAUACGUUAUUUCGUCCAAAACCCUCGACGUGGUGUGAAAGGUGACGCAGGUGCAGCCUGAUCGUUUAUUUUUUUUUCUUCUUUUCUUUCUUUCUUUUUUCUUCUCAUUCCGCUGUUUCGCAAUGAGCCGGCAAGCGGUGCUCACAGCGGGAGGCUUCCACGCGUACGGGCAUAGGAUGCAGGAUCACGAUAGUCAAGGACAUGGGUUUGUGGGAGAAGGGAGCCAGAGCCACUACGACGAGGGGCGGCUGCCCGCGCAUAUGGAGCUAAUGUACCCGCCGCACCCACACAACCACCAUACCCACAACCACCACCACCACAAUCAUAACCACCACCCUGAACUAGUUCCCGUCUACCACCAACUCCUUCCGCAUCAACCUCUCCAACAACAACCACAAACCCAGCUCCACAAACAACAGCAGCAGCAGCAUCUCGAGCAGCAGCGUCGUCGUCAUCAUCAACAACAACAGCUCCAGCAGCUCCAGCAGCACCCCGGCCACAUCGGACCCCGCCCGACCGCCGUCAGAAUGGUCGCCGCCGACUCUGCUUACGUGCUGCCUGAUGACGAGCUAGCCCAGCUCCAGAAACUGUCCGGUGACUACCAGCCCGAAACCACGGGUCCGCUUGUCGGCGAACGCCAAAGCAGCGCUGCCAUAACCGCCGAGUAUGCCAACGCGGAUCCCGUCUACAGGGCCAAAACCGCCGUCCUGCCCGACAAGUAUGCCUACUUCCGCACUUGUCUUGGUGAUGGCCACUGCGGUUGGCGAGCCGUCGCCUUCACCUAUUUCGAGUGCCUGAUCCGCGAGGCCAACGUCGCCAAAUUCGACACCGAGUUGGCUCGUUUGAUGUCCUUGGAAAACAUCUUCCACCUCACUUCCAUCCCGUAUGACAUGAUCCUCGACUUUGCCGAAGAUGCUUUUGACUUGCUGCGGAAGUUGGCCGAUGCACUGACUACUGGCGAUGCAAAUGCCGACGAUUUGUUGCUACAGGCUUUCAACCAGGACAACAUCUCAAUGGCCAUCAUCACCUACAUAAAGUUCCUCACGAGUGCCUGGGUACAAACCCACCCUGAUGACUUUGUGGGGUUCGUCACCAUGGGCGACCUCAAGACGUACUGUUCCCUCAACAUCGAGCCCUCCCAAUGUGAAAUCGACUAUGUAGCUGUCGCUGCACUGACCGCCGCUUUGAUCAAGCCGGCUGGCUUUGGAUUCGAGAUCAUGUAUCUGGAUCGUUCCCCUGGAGAGGAAGCAAACGUUACUCCGUUUUCUCAACCUACUGAACAGGGCGGGCUAUUACUUCCAACCAUCCGUUUGCUUUAUCGACCGGGCCACUAUGACAUCUUAUACAAAGCCGAAGAUUUCCCUGUACCGGUGCAGCAAGUACCAGAACAGGCACCACUGCGCGUAGCCCUCGCGAACCCUUACCAUGAUUCAUUUGUUGCGGCCCCUUCGAACGUCGAUCUAAUGGCUAUGAUACCCGGUCUAUACCCCACAGGUCUUGGUCAGAGGUGGCCUUCGGUCUCGUAUGAUUUCGAUUCAAGUCCCGCUCCACAGACGUCACAGGUAACCACCAUCCAACCGUAUCCUUCUGCUCCAGAAAUAGUUGCACCGACCCCCACCUCGCACCAGGAUUUCAUUCCCGUGGAUACUAGCCCGGUUGUUCAGCAGGCUCCUCCCAGCCAUCAUCCCAUCCAGCUUGAAGCCCCUCCCAUCACACUUCCGAUUCAACCCCCGCCACCCUCUGCCAGCCUGGACCGCGCACCUCUUACCCUUGAGCGAGGCGGACCAUUCAGACCUUCAAUGUACGAACUGGAGCAUCUGCAUGCGUUGCCACUCCAGACGGCCAUCUUCAAAAAUUCCCACUACAACACAGCUCAUUUCAUGAAUCCAGAUUUCCAGCCUGAAGCCUGGUCUCCCGAGUAUAGCUCGAAAGGCAAAAACAAAUCGCCUUCACAGUGA
Periconia digitata is the source of this 2834-nucleotide messenger RNA. The record is from the annotation of a GenBank genome assembly. NCBI's taxonomy places the organism in Eukaryota, Fungi, Ascomycota, Dothideomycetes, Pleosporales, Periconiaceae.